UGGGCCCCUAUACCGCCUCCUCAUGCUGCUGCCAGGCCCCUAAUCUGCCAUGGGCCCCCGUACCGCCUGGUCACGCUGCUGCUCGGUCCACAGUGUGACCUGGGUCCCUGUACCGCCUCCCAUUGCUCCCACUCUGCCAUGUGCCACUUUCAGGUCUCCUCACACUCCUGCGGUUUUCCAUUUUGUCAUAGGUUGCUGGCAGAUUACAGGCCUCCCAUAGGUGCCGCCAGGCCCCAAAUCUGCCAUGGGCCCCCGUACCGCCUGGUCACGCUGCUGCUGGGUCCACAGUGUGACCUGGGUCCCUGUACCGCCUCCCAUUGCUCCCACUCUGCCAUGUGCCACUUUCAGGUCUCCUCACACUCCUGCGGUUUUCCCAUUUUGUCAUAGGUCGCUGGCAGAUUACAGGCCUCCCAUAGGUGCCGCCAGG
Molecule: messenger RNA, 427 nt
Organism: Staurois parvus
Lineage: Eukaryota; Metazoa; Chordata; Amphibia; Anura; Ranidae
Source: the annotation of a GenBank genome assembly